AUGUGUGCGUCUUGUCUGUGCGGCUCUGCACCGUGUCUUUUAUCAGGAUGCUGUCCUUCUACAUACAACUCCACUGUGACCCGCCUGGCCUUCUCCUUCUUCCUGCUGCUGGGCACUGUAGUGUCCAUCAUCAUGAUCCUGCCCGGCAUGGAGACACAGCUGAAGAAGAUUCCUGGUUUCUGUGAAGGAGGCUCUUCCAUACCUGGAGUUCAUGGGAAGGUGAAUUGUGAGAUCAUUGUUGGCUAUAAGUCGGUCUACAGGAUGUGCUUUGCCAUGGCCUGUUUCUACCUGAUACCCAUUGUUUCUCAUGUGUUGCAUUGCUCUUGUCUGUGCACAGAUCGUAAGUGUAACCCGAGUCUGUUGAGUCUGGUCGGCAGUGGGCCGAGAGCAGUCACUCCCACCAGCGCCCCCGGCAUCCAGACGCAGUGGUGGGAUGCCCAGAGCAUUGUGGGGCUGGUCAUCUUCCUCCUCUGCACACUGUAUGCCAGCAUUCGCUCCUCAAACAACAGCCAGGUGAAUAAGCUGAUGCAGACAGAGGAAGUUCAGGGGCUGGCAUCCGCUGAUGCCUGUGAGGGUGUCUCUGAGGACGGCGUGAGGCGUGCUGUGGAUAACGAAGAGGACAGCGUCACAUACAGCUACUCCUUCUUCCACUUCUCUCUGUUCCUGGCCUCCCUCUACAUCAUGAUGACCCUGACCAACUGGUACCAACCUGAAACAGACUACACAGCCAUGAAAAGCAGCAUGCCGUCUGUGUGGGUGAAGAUCUGCUCGAGUUGGCUGGGACUGGCGCUGUACCUCUGGACCCUUGUGGCUCCGCUAAUCCUGUCCGACCGAGACUUCAGCUAAACACAUAGAAGAUACAAAAAGUGGCCUUGUACUGAAGCAAUACACCGAAUUUACUUAUUUAGUGCUUUACAUAAGUUUCUGUCAGUCUUUAAGAUGCGCUGAGCUCUAUGCACACUUGUAUAUUUUCACAAGACGCCUUUCAUAUUUUUUGUUGUUACUUAAUCAUAAUCUGUUAACAGAUAUCCUGAACUCUACCCACUGUACACCU
Sinocyclocheilus grahami is the source of this 1054-nucleotide messenger RNA. RefSeq names its product serine incorporator 1-like. Bases 1 to 846 code for a protein of 281 amino acids. Lineage: Eukaryota; Metazoa; Chordata; Actinopteri; Cypriniformes; Cyprinidae. Gene Ontology annotation, cellular component: membrane. The transcript has 6 exons. The record is from RefSeq and is a predicted model, not a curated record.